AUGGUGGAGAAGCGGUGCCCGCGGCUGCAGCGGGACGGCGUCUACCGCUGGUUCUCCGAGCUGCCCUCCCCGCAGCGCGUGGAGUUCCUCUGCGGCCUCCUGGACCUCUGCAUCCCGCUGGAGCUGCGCUUCCUGGGCGCCUGCCUGGAGGACCUGGCCCGCAAGGACUACCACUCCCUGCGCGACUCCGAAAUCAAGGCCAACAACCCCGCCGACCUGGGGAGCCUCACCAACCUGACGGACGAGGUGGUCCGCAGCAAACUUUUGGUCUCCCUCGCCCUGCUCGGCUCUGCCCACCGAGAGGCGGCCGGGGUCCUCUUCCGUACCCUCACCCACAUCGAUUCGGUCAUCAACAACUAUGGGCUACAACUCAACGAGGGCCGCACCGGGGAUGAGUUCCUGUUGCUCUUCACGAUGGCAUCCAACCACCCUGCUUUCAGCUUCCACCAGAAACAGGUGCUGAGGCAAGAGCUCACCCAGAUCCAGAACAUCAUGGCCAGCACCAGCAAGAAUCCCAGCACCUCUACCCUCAACACCAUGGCAACCUAUCCUGGCUGCCAUAAGGUCACUCCAAGGUCCGAGACCCCCAUCAACAGUGUCAGUAACAGUUUGGAAAAUGUACUACAUACAUCAACACAUUCCAUUGAGGAGUCAUUACCCAAGAGGCCUUCGGGGAAGCACUCCAAAGUGAGCGUUGAAAAAGUAGAGUUAAAGGGACUGGCACACAAGAAGAAUGAAAGAAAUGUUGAAUAUUCCUUUGAGGUCCUGUGGUCUGAUUCUUCAGUGACGUUGGUAACCAAAUCUUCCGCUGAAGUGACUGAAUUUAUUUCAAAGCUAUCUCAGCUGUAUCCAGAGGAAAACUUGGAGAAAUUCAUUCCUUGCCUAGCUGGUCCAGAUUCGUUUUACCUAGAACGGAACCACAUGGACCUGGAAUCGGACCUUAGGUAUUUGGCACCAUUACCUUCCCAUGUGGUGAAAAAUGACCACGUUAGAAAGUUCUUCAGCACUUCAUCUCCUUCACAGCAACUUCAGAGUUCAAGUCCUGGCAACCCCUCCCUUUAUAAAGUAGGAACGACGCUGGGAGCAUCUGGAAGACCUAUAUGCGGAGUGGCUGGCAUUCAGUCUUCUCAGAAUCACGUUCAGCACUCGGCCGCUGCUCCCGUUGCACUACCCCACUGUUCCCACGCAGGAGGUACUGGCUCCUCGCUGGCCUAUCGCACCCAGAUGGACGCCUCUUCUUCGCCCAUGCUCAUGUCUUCCAGCCCACAGACCCCUCAGACACAGGAGCAAAACGGGAUCUUAGACUGGCUCAGGAAACUGCGGUUGCACAAAUACUAUCCUGUCUUCAAACAGCUCACGAUGGAGAAGUUUCUGAGUCUUACUGAGGAAGAUCUGAAUAAGUUUGAAUCCCUCACCAUGGGAGCAAAGAAGAAGCUCAAGACGCAGCUAGAGCUGGAGAAAGAAAAAUCAGAGAAACGGUGCCUAAACCCCGCAACACCUUCUUCAGUAACCAGCAGCGGUGUGGCAAGGGUUCCCCCUACUACGCACGUAGGGCCUAUCCAGAGUAUUCGUGGCAACCAUGCUGCAGAGCUGCGAGUGGAUGUGGAUCAGCCAGCCCACCCGCUGCCCCGAGAGGGCAGUUCUUCCGAGUACUCCAGCUCUUCUUCCAGCCCCAUGGGGAUCCAGACGAGGGAAGAGAGCUCCGACAGCGCCGAGGAGAACGAGAGACGUUUAGAGAUUCACUUAGACGGCUCGGAAAAGGAGAAGCCAGUGAUGUUACUGAAUCAUUUCACUUCGAGCUCUGCCAGACCCACGGCUCAGGUCUUACCAGUGCAAAACGAUGCAGGCUCCAAUCCAUCCGGCCACCACGCUCUGCCAAUGCAAAUGAUGUCGGCGGCCUCUACUCACAUCACCCCCAUUCGGAUGCUAAAUUCAGUGCAUAAAUCAGACCGUGGCAAUGCAGACAUGAAGCUGCUUUCAUCGUCUAUGCAUUCACUUUUAUCUUUAGAAGAACGAAAUAAAGUUUCUCCUGGACCUAGGGGCAGCAUAAAAAUGGAAAAGAGCUUUGGCAAUACAGUGGUGGACGUAAUGUCUGCAUCUUCUCCCCACCAGCCCUUGCAAGUGCUGUCAGGGGCUGCUGAGAACAGCUCACCCACAUCUACUAUUAACUUUGGUCCUCGAACCAAAGUCGUGCACGCUUCGACUCUGGACAGAGUGAUCAAAACAGCACAGCAGCCAGGAUUAAUAGUAGAAACGAGCACUGCUGCCACUGUAACAUCCAGCACAGUCUUCCAGUUGGCUCGUCCACCCAUCAAACUCCUGGUGUCUUCGUCUCUUCCUACUGACUCUGCCAUUGCCGGACAGACUUCCUGCUCCAGUAAUAUGCAAAUAACGGUGUCCCCUGCAAUAAUAAAUCCCCGGACUGCUCUGUACACCGCCAACACCAAAGUUGCCUUUUCCGCAAUGAGCAGCGUGCCAGUGGCGCCAAUGCAAGGCAGCUUCUGCGCAAACAGUAACGCAGCCUCCUCCAGCAGCCACCCCUCCACGUCAUUUGCCACCAUGGCGAAUUUGCCCAGCUGCCCCGCACCCAGCUCCAGCCCCACGCUCUCAUCUGUCGCUGAGAAUAACUUCUACAGCAGCAGCAGCAGCAGCAGUAGCAGCAGCAGCAGCAGCAGCAGUGGAUCCGCAGGGAGCAUCCCGGUACCAAACCAGAACCAUCACCACCAUCACCACCAGCAGCAGCAGCCGCAGCCGCCCGGGUGCAUGGUGUGCAGCUCCUGCGGGUGUAGCGGGAACUGCGGUUCGAGCGGUAUGACCGUCAGCUACGCUAACUAUUUUCAGCACCCGUUUUCAGGACCUUCAAUGUUUACUUUUCCAUUUCUGCCCUUCAACCCCUUGUGUAGUAACGGCUACAUCAACACGCAGCAGUACAACAGCAGCACGACUUUCCCCGUGGUCCACACCGCCUACAACAGCGGUAUAGCACCGGACUCCGUAAUGACUGGGCAGUCGACGUUCGCGGUACCGCCAAUGCAGAACUUUAUGGCAGGGACGGCAGGGGUGUAUCAGGCGCAGGGAAUGAUGGGAAACAGCAAUGGUUCAAGUCACAAAAAAAAUGGGAAUCUCUCCUGUUACAACUGUGGGGCCAGUGGUCACAGAGCUCAGGACUGCAAACAGCCUCCGAUGGAUUUCAAUCGACAAGGUACGUUUAGGCUGAAAUACGCUCCUCCCUCGGAAAGUCUUGACUCCACAGACUGAUAUUUUAUCAUCUGGCAAGAAAAUACUGUAAGCCAUGGAGAUAAAAGGAGAUUGAAACACAAAACUGAGACGUCCAGUUGCUGUUAAGCUUAAUGUAUUUU
This is a messenger RNA of Nipponia nippon (crested ibis), 3359 nucleotides long. It is a transcript of the gene ZCCHC14, whose product is annotated as zinc finger CCHC-type containing 14. Gene Ontology annotation, molecular function: nucleic acid binding; zinc ion binding; phosphatidylinositol binding. The record is from RefSeq and is a predicted model, not a curated record. Lineage: Eukaryota; Metazoa; Chordata; Aves; Pelecaniformes; Threskiornithidae.